Messenger RNA from Didymodactylos carnosus, 540 nucleotides. The record is from the annotation of a GenBank genome assembly. Lineage: Eukaryota; Metazoa; Rotifera; Eurotatoria; Philodinida; Philodinidae.
AUGGGUGAUGAACAAAGCAAAGUAGAUCAACGCUUAGUAAAUAAUCCUGGAGUUAGAAGGGAUAUUUUACUAAAAAUUCAACAAAUGUUAUAUCUGGAAAGUAAAUAUGUUUGCGAUUUCAAGAAUGCUCUCGAUCAAAUGCCCCAAGACGACAUGCAAAUUAUAAUUCGUGCUGGCAGAACACCAGCUGGAGAGCAUGAACGGCAGUUUAAUGCACCUGUUUUAAAUGAAGUGGCAAUUGUUAUUGAUGGAAAUGAAUUUGAACGGCGCGAUAUAAUGUUGCAUAAAAGAAAUAACCAGCUCCAAAGCAUAUCAGAGACACACAAGUCUUAUGAUGCUCUACAAUAUCCAAUAAUAUUUCCUCGAGGUGAAAAUGGCUACUAUAUCAGUAUCAAGCAAGUGGAUCCUACAACGAAACAGGAACAAAGGAAAACUGUAUCGGCUAAAGACUUUUAUGCCUACAGAACAAUGGUGACAGACAAAGAUAAUCACAUCUUGAAUUGUCGCCAGCUUUUUCAUCAAUUUUUGAUGCCAAAAUAG